AAACAGCUGGUAUAAGCCAUUAGGUGGCAGCACCGCCACGCCGGUUUCGACCAAUCAACGGCAACCACGAUGCACACACACAAGCUUAGAUAGUUUUUUUGAUAAAUUUGCCAGCCGUGUUGUUUUGACGAGCUGAAAAUCAUUCAUAAGAUAAGGAAAUAAUGUUUAAGUGAAAUAAUACACAACGAGAAUACUAACCACGUAGUCAAAAAAGCAAACAAACAAACGAUUCACACAUAAUGCAGCUAAUAAAAGGCCUGUUACUUGUGCAGCUAGCGCUCUUUCUACUUGACGAGGCGCUUGCGGGGCGAGACUUCUAUGGUAUUCUGAAAGUAAAACGGAAUGCCAACACGAAUGAAAUAAAGAAGGCGUAUCGGCGACUCGCCAAAGAGCUGCAUCCGGACAAAAAUAAAGAUGAUCCGGAUGCGUCAACUAAAUUUCAAGAUCUGGGUGCUGCAUACGAGGUCCUCUCAAAUCCGGAUAAACGCAAGACAUACGAUCGUUGCGGCGAGGAGUGCCUUAAGAAGGAGGGUAUGAUGGACCAUGGUGGUGAUCCGUUCUCAAGUUUCUUUGGCGACUUUGGGUUCCAUUUUGGCAAUGGUGAUCCCCACCAGCACGAUACGCCCCGUGGCGCAGACAUUGUGAUGAACAUGUAUGUCUCCCUGGAGGAGCUCUACUCAGGCAACUUUGUGGAAAUCGUGCGCAACAAGCCCGUAAUGAAACCAGCCUCUGGUACGCGCAAAUGCAAUUGUCGGCAGGAGAUGGUGACACGAAAUUUGGGACCUGGACGCUUCCAGAUGAUACAACAAACUGUUUGCGAUGAGUGUCCUAACGUGAAGCUGGUCAACGAGGAGCGCACCCUGGAGAUUGAGGUGGAGCAGGGUAUGGUUGAUGGCCAGGAGACACGAUUUGUGGCCGAAGGCGAGCCACACAUUGAUGGCGAGCCUGGAGACUUGAUUGUGCGCGUUCAGCAGAUGCCGCAUCCACGAUUCCAACGCAAGGGCGAUGACUUGUAUACAAAUGUGACCAUCAGUCUGCAGGAUGCACUCAUUGGUUUUACAAUGGAUAUUAAACAUUUAGAUGGGCACAGUGUUAGCGUAACGCGUGAGAAGAUCACCUGGCCGGGCGCACGCAUACGUAAGAAGGGAGAGGGCAUGCCAAACUUUGAGAACAACAAUCUGACGGGCAAUCUUUACAUAACAUUCGAUGUGGAGUUCCCCAAGCAGGACUUGACAGAGGAGGACAAAGAAGCUCUCAAGAAAAUACUCCAACAGUCGUCCAUUAAUCGCGUCUACAAUGGGCUGUGAAUCUUUGGACAUGCAUCGGGGCUGUACAUUAAGUAGUAUUUAUUGUAGAUGUGAAGACUUUUGUUGCCAGAGGAAGUUGUGCGCAAGAAAACCUUAAUGUAGUCUAGUAAUUGUAAAAAUAUAAAUCAAUUCGGAGUCGUUCCACAUGCCACAAGUGCAACUGUAGCAGCAAACAACAUGAACAGGAAAAAAUAAAUUUAAUUAAAUUUAAA
Drosophila navojoa is the source of this 1519-nucleotide messenger RNA. RefSeq names its product DnaJ heat shock protein family member shriveled (gene shv). Gene Ontology annotation, molecular function: misfolded protein binding. Lineage: Eukaryota; Metazoa; Arthropoda; Insecta; Diptera; Drosophilidae. Gene Ontology annotation, biological process: protein folding; protein maturation. The record is from RefSeq and is a predicted model, not a curated record. Gene Ontology annotation, cellular component: endoplasmic reticulum.